AUAUUGGGUAAUUUUGAAUCUGGUGCUUUCAAAGGAUACCUUGUUUAUGUGUGUAGCCAGAAAGAUUUAUUAGCUUUUUAUUUCGGGUAUGUCACGUAUGCACUCUCAUCUUCGUCUUCUUUUUCGGCUUCUUCUUCUACGUCAGAAAGACAGUUUUGUACUUGAGCGCCAUCAAGUCGUACUUUUAUCUAACUUCAGCGCCUCCGGGCACGUGAAUAAAAGCACAAAUCUCAUUGGUUGGCCAAAUAAACGAACCCCUCAAUGUUAAAAAAAUGUGAUGCUUUGACACCACCCGUUCUAUGCCUGGGUGUGAACACUCCCAUUGACAGCCAUUGGGGCGUUAAACUGACUGUUUUUCGCGCUGCGAAAAUCGUCCCGGUGUGAAGAGGACUUUAGCCUUAAAUGCAGUUAGUGUCAAGGGAUUUCGGAAUCCUGGCAAUUCAAACUUAACGACUACCCUAUAUUCCUCCCUCAUUUUUUGUACUUUCCGAUUUGCAUUGAUAUUCAUGCUGCAACUAUUUUCCCGAGAUUUAUUUUUUUUCCCUUUCCUAGUUACUACAUUCCAACCUAUGUUGUUCAAAUUUCCCUCUCCUCCAAAUUUAUCUCACUUCCUGAAACAUUAUCACUUCCUGCCAUCUCUGCUCCAGUCACAGCUCAGUGCUGCCUCCCACUGUCCAUCUCCGUAGCCCGCGGUCCCACGAAACUAUUUCCUAGCACGUUUCAGAGCCCUGCUUGCCGAACCAGGCCUUGGUUUCGGACCUGGUUAAAUAUAAAAAAUUUCAGAGCUACAGCAGUGUAGUUAAAAAAGAGCAUCGUGACACUCCCUUAGACUUCUGUAGGUAUUGGAGAAUGUGGAAGUGACGUGUGUUGUGGGGCAACUGAUCAUUACAAACAAUGAAUAGUUCCAGCACUGAAUAGUUCCAAACACUGAAGAGUAUAUAGUUCCCCCAUUCAUUUCAAUGAUGCAGAGCAGAAGCCAUACAUCAACACUGUCCAGAAGCGCCACCGACUUCUCUGGGCUUGGUUUCAUCUGAGCUGGAGAGUAGCACAGAGGAACCGUGUUUUGUGGUCCGACGAGUCGACAUUUCAAAUAGUUUUUGGACAAAACAGCCAUCGUGUUCUCCGGGCCAAAGAGGAAAAGGACCAUCCAAGCUGUUAUCAACGUCAGGUCCAAAAGCCAGAAUCUGUCAUGGUAUGGUGGGUGUGUCAGUGCUCAUGGCAUGGGUAACUUGCACAUCUGUGAGGGCAACAUUAAUGCAGAAAGAUAUGUGCACAUUUUGGGGCAACAUAUGCUGCCAUCCACAGCAGGACAGCACCAAACCGCAGUCUGCCCGGAUUACGAGAGCAUGGUUGUGUAAGCAGAGAGUGCGGGUGCUAGCAUGGCCUGCCUGCAGUCAAGAGCUGUCUCCAAUUGAGAAUGCGUGGUGCAUUAUGAAGUGCAAAAUAAGGCUACGAAGGCCCCGUACAGUUGCGCAGAUGAAGAAAUGAAUAAUGGAUGAAUGGGGGAAAAUUCCACUUGCUAAACUUAACCAACUGGUGUCUUCAAUGACCAAAUGCUUAAUAAGUGUUAUUAAAAGAAAAGGUGAUGUUACACAGUAGUAAACAGUUGACUGUCCCAACGUCUUUGGAGUGUGUUGCAGUCAUCAGAUUUGAAAUGAGUGUAUAUUUUCAAAAGUAAAUUCACAAAGUAAAACAUCAAAUAAUGUGUUAAUAAUAUGUUUUCAAUAUAGUGCAGGGUGAAUUGAGUUUUUAAAUGACUCCUUUUGUUUUUUUUUUGUUUGUUUGUUUGUUUUUUUUGCAUUUUCCAUACUGUCGCAACUUUUUCAGAAUUGGGGUUGUAUAUAAAUUUAAUAUGUAAUGUGUUACAUUACUGUGUUAUCAGAAAAAGUAAUUAGAAUACAGUAACGUGUUAUACCCAACUCUGGUUGUGAAUCCUGAUAGUCUGGCAAGUUUAGCUUGAGUUUAGGUUGGGUUAUGAAUGGAAUGUAGAGAGGGUGGAGCUAAAAAGGAGACAUUUUUUUUCUCUCUCUGUUUUAAGUUAGAACGAAAGAGGAAGUAUUGGGAAGAAGCCAGUGAUCACUGUCCAUUUUAGGCUUUGUUUGGAUUCUAUUUUAGCAGGUUGAUAUACUGACAGAUAUACUUGACAAUGAUAAAGCAUUGCACUGGAUUUAGAGUUUCCUUGGUUGCACUAUAUGCAACAUCAUUCUAUCUAAAUUAUGUGGUGGGCAUACAGGUGACCUCCACAGGGCCACAAACAAUCAAGAAACCACAGGGAGCAGAAAUUAUUUUGGGCUGUACCUAUAGUGAGAGCCCAUCUGACACCGGACAGCUGGAUGUUGAGUGGUCCAUUGUCAGUCCAGACAUGACUCAGAAAGACAAGUUGAUCCUGUCUUACUCUGGGGGGAAGGAGUAUAAACUUGGUGACCCAGGAUUAAUGACUCGACUAAAGUUUGUGGGCGACCCCAGUCAAGGAAAUGCCACCAUUGUCAUCUCUUCACUAUGUGUCUCUGAUACAGCCACCUACCAGUGCAAAGUGAAGAAGCCACCUGGUAUAGACUCACGGAAGAUCACUUUAGUGAUACUUGUGCACCCCUCUGUGCCCAAAUGUUGGGUUAAAAAUGGUGAGGAGGUAGGAAGUACUGUCUCACUGUGGUGCAAAUCAUCUGAGGGUUCAACUCCUCUAAUCUACAAGUGGACAAAAGAGAAUGGUGAGGCAUUACCAUCCACAGCAUUCCAGAAUCCUCAGACUGGAGAACUACUGAUCUAUAACCAUUCACAGAGCUACACAGGGAACUAUGUGUGUGUGGUCAGCAAUGACGUAGGGAUGGAGCAGUGCAAAUACACAUUGAAAGCAUAUAAUCCAACCAGUAAGGCAGGAAUAAUUGCUGGGGCUGUGAUAGGUGCAUUGCUGCUUUUGCUCCUACUCCUAUUCCUAGUCUGGCUUCUUGUAUGCUGCUACCAGAAGCAACGCUAUGAAAAGGAAACUGCCAAUGAGAUCAAGGAGGAUGCUGCAGCACCAGAGAGCCAUCUUGGUAGCAGGCACUCUAGUUUCCGCUCCAUCAUGGGUUACCACCCCCAUCAGGGAGUCACCUACAGCUCAAUUAGGAACAGUAAACCAAGAAGGGCUGAUUCAAACUGCAGAAGCUUCAGUACUAACCAAGCACCAUCACAAGGCCCACUAAGAUACAACAGCAGAUAUGGGUAUCCUGUAUGAACACAGUCACCUUACCAAGAACAGAUCACUAUGCUGAACAGAUAAAUGGCACUUGGAUUGAACACUGCUAUGACAUCAUGGAUUUCCAUGCAACUGCUGGGUUUUCCCGCUGUGCAUUUCUCUGCGGCACCACCCAAAAUGUCUGAGUCCUUUUGAAGCGAUGUUGACACUGAUGUAUUUUGAAGUCAUUUAAUAUAUACGGUCCUGUGCAAAAAAAAAAAAAAACUGGGCCAAGUCCAAAAUGGCAAAACAUAAAGCUUUUAAUUGUUUUAACAACAAAACACUGGUUAGGAAAUUAGUAGGAAAUAAACAAAUAGAUAAAGUAAUUUAGUAUGGAAUGGCUUUUCCCUUUGAUUUCUUGCGGACAGCUUUUAACAGAAAGAAGAGUCAACAUUGUGCCACUUAGCUUUGAUGGCUUAAAACUGUGAGUAUUUGAAAAAUGUUUCCUGGCUAGUUUGUGUUUAAUGUGAGACCAAAUAUAAGACCUGCUUUCUGGCAACAGCA
Ictalurus furcatus (blue catfish) is the source of this 3718-nucleotide messenger RNA. It is a transcript of the gene vsig8b, whose product is annotated as V-set and immunoglobulin domain containing 8b. Bases 2147 to 3214 code for a protein of 355 amino acids. Gene Ontology annotation, cellular component: membrane. The record is from RefSeq and is a predicted model, not a curated record. Lineage: Eukaryota; Metazoa; Chordata; Actinopteri; Siluriformes; Ictaluridae. The transcript has 9 exons.